Chanos chanos (milkfish) is the source of this 4595-nucleotide messenger RNA. RefSeq names its product phospholipase C, gamma 1 (gene plcg1). The coding region runs from base 278 to 4213 and encodes 1311 amino acids. Lineage: Eukaryota; Metazoa; Chordata; Actinopteri; Gonorynchiformes; Chanidae. The record is from RefSeq and is a predicted model, not a curated record. Gene Ontology annotation, cellular component: ruffle membrane. Gene Ontology annotation, molecular function: protein binding; phosphatidylinositol-4,5-bisphosphate phospholipase C activity. The transcript has 33 exons. Gene Ontology annotation, biological process: positive regulation of epithelial cell migration; phosphatidylinositol metabolic process; phospholipid catabolic process.
UGCUACAGCAGGACGCCAAGUGAAAAACCACAAGACUUCUCCUCGGACUGAAACGCAUAAUCUCCGCAGCAAGAUGAUAUAAUUACCGAAAAGGGGAAACACGAGGACAUCCGAAGUUGGUCCAGAGAUGUGCGGGGCCGAGAUUGCGGCGAUAUUACGUGUUCUGCUUUUGUUGUGUCCAAACGUGCCAAUUAUAUUUUGAGACGGUGUUCUCGUCAGGCCCAGGAGGCUGUAAAUUGUUCUAAAAGGAAAAGGACAACAAACAAGGGAAGUGACCAUGGCUGCAACUCCUGGCUUCUUUUCCAAUGGACCAGUUCCAUGGACACUUACCGACACAGAGAUGAACAAUCUUAACCGUGAUCUGGAGCUAGGGACUGUAUUGACACUGUUUUAUUCCAAAAAGUCGCAACGGCCAGAGAGAAGGACAUUUCAAGUGAAGCUUGAGACAAGGCAGAUCAUCUGGACUAGAGGAACGGAUAAAAUAGAGGGAGAAAUUGAUAUCCGAGAGAUAAAGGAGAUCCGUACGGGCCAGAAGUCUCGGGACUUUGAGCGCUAUGUGGAGGAUUCAGCGACCCGACCUGAACAGAGCCACUGUUUUGUCAUUCUAUAUGGAACCGAAUUCCGCCUCAAAUCGCUUAGCCUGGCAGCAACGUCGGACGAAGAGAUGACCAUGUGGGUGAAGGGACUGACCUGGUUGGUGACGGACACGCUGAGGUCUCCCACUCCUCUGCAGAUAGAGAGGUGGCUACGGAAACAGUUUUAUGCAGUGGAUCGUAACAGAGAGGACAAGAUUUCCUGCAAGGAUUUGAAAAGCAUGCUUGUUCAGGUUAACUACAGAGUCCCCAACAUGCGGUUCCUGCGAGAGAAGCUUCCGGAUGGAGAGCUGAGAAAUGGAGAUGUCUCAUAUAGCCAGUUUGCACAACUGUAUCGCAGCCUCAUGUUUGACGCUCAGAAAUCAAUGGAGAUUCCAUUCCUGCAGCGGUUCAUCGAAAGACCGGAGCAGAAGAUUACACUGGAGGAUUUCCAGAACUUUCUUCUUGACUGUCAGAAAGAGCUCUGGGCAGCGGACAACAACAAAGUGCAAGAAUUCAUGUUCCAUUACCUGAAGGACCCACUGAGAGAGAUUGAACAACCUUAUUUCCAUCAAGAUGAAUUCCUUACCUACUUGUUCUCUAAGGAGAACACCAUUUGGGACUCUCAGUUUGAUCAGGUGCGACCUGAGGACAUGAACAACCCGUUGUCCCAUUACUGGAUCUCCUCCUCCCACAAUACCUACCUGACGGGAGACCAGUUUUCCAGCGAGUCAUCACUGGAGGCGUACGCCCGCUGUCUGAGAAUGGGUUGCAGGUGUAUUGAACUGGAUUGCUGGGAUGGGCCAGAUGGAAUGCCUGUCAUCUACCAUGGACACACCCUCACCACCAAAAUAAAGUUCUCUGACGUGUUAAACACCAUCAAGGAGCACGCUUUUGUCACAUCUGAUUACCCCAUCAUACUGUCCAUUGAAGACCACUGCAGUAUUGUCCAGCAGAGAAACAUGGCCACUUUCUUCAAGAAAGUUUUCGGAGAGAUGCUACUGACCAAAGCCGUGGACAUUUCAGCUGAUGGUCUUCCCUCGCCCAAUCAGCUCAAAAGGAAAAUACUCAUCAAGCACAAGAAGUUAGCAGAAGGAAGUGCAUAUGAAGAGGUUUCAACCUCUACCCCGUAUUCUGAGAAUGACAUCAGCAACUCCAUCAAGAAUGGCAUUCUCUUUUUGGAAGACCCCAUUAAUCAUGAGUGGUACCCUCACUUUUUUGUCCUGACCAGCAGCAAGAUCUAUUACUCUGAGGAAACUUCUAGUAACCAGGGCAACGAAGAUGAGGAGGAGCACAGGGAGGUGUGUAAUGGCAUGGACCAGCACGUGACCGAGAAAUGGUUCCAUGGAAAACUGGGAGCCGGGCGUGAUGGGCGUCAGAUUGCUGAAAGGCUGCUCUCAGAGUAUUGCCUAGAGACUGGGGCUCCAGAUGGCUCUUUCCUUGUCCGUGAGAGCGAGACUUUUGUGGGAGAUUACACACUGUCUUUCUGGCGUUCUGGGCGGGUUCAACACUGUCGUAUUCACUCUCGUCAAGAAGCCGGUAGUCCAAAGUUCUACCUGACGGACAACUUGGUGUUCGACACGCUGUUUGCCCUCAUCACCCACUACCAGCAGGUGGCGCUCCGUUGCAAUGAGUUCGAGAUGAAGCUGACUGAGCCUGUGCCGCAAACCAACGCCCACGAGAGCAAAGAGUGGUACCAUGCCAACCUGUCCCGUAGCCAAGCUGAGAACAUGUUGAUGAGGGUACCACGUGAUGGUGCUUUCCUUGUAAGGAAGAGAGCAGAGUUCAGCUCCUAUGCUAUCUCCUUCCGGGCGGAAGGGAAAAUCAAACACUGUCGUGUGCAGCAGGAAGGGCAGACGGUAGUUCUGGGCACUUCAGAGUUUGAUAGCUUGGUGGACCUCAUCAGUUAUUAUGAAAAGCACCCGCUGUAUCGUAAGAUGAGGCUGCGAUAUCCCAUCAAUGAAGAGACACUGGAGAAAAUCGGCACUGCUGAGCCAGAUUAUGGUUCUCUGUAUGAGGGGCGUAAUCCAGGCUUCUACGUUGAAGCCAAUCAGAUGCCCACAUUUAAGUGCACAGUGAAAACCAUGUACGAGUAUAAAGCCCAGCGAGACGAUGAACUGUCCUUCGCUAAGAACGUGAUCAUUCAGAACGUGGAUAAGCAGGAAGGAGGCUGGUGGAAAGGUGACUAUGGCGGAAAGAAGCAGCUCUGGUUCCCUGCAAAUUAUGUGGAGGAGGUCAGCCCCACUGCUGCGGAGCCAGACAGAUCUCAGCUGACAGAGAACAGCCCUCUGGGAGAUCUCCUGAGAGGAAGUGUGGACGUGUCUUCCUGUCAGAUUAUGGUCAGACCUGACGGGAAAGGCAGUAGAAUGCACGUAUUCUCCCUGUUGCCUGCAGCCCGUGCAGGCCAGGUUCUGGACAUAGCUGCCAGCUCUCAGGAGGAGCUGAAAGACUGGGUUGUCAAGAUCCGUGAGGUAGCCAUGACCUCGGAGGCCAAGCUGGAAGAAGGGAAGAUGAUGGAGAGGAGGAAGAAGAUCGCUUUGGAACUUUCUGACCUUGUCGUCUACUGCCGGCCUGUUCCUUUUGAUGAAGACAAGAUCGGCACGGAUCGGGCCUGUUUCCGGGACAUGUCCUCCUUCCCUGAGACCAAAGCUGAGAAAUAUGUCAACCGGAUCAAAGGGAAGAAAUUCCUUCAGUACAACCGCCUCCAGCUGUCUCGUAUUUAUCCCAAAGGACAACGUCUCGACUCCUCCAACUAUGACCCUUUACCCAUGUGGCUUUGCGGCAGCCAGUUAGUGGCCCUCAACUUCCAGACGGCAGACAAACCCAUGCAGAUGAACCAGGCUCUCUUUAUGCUAAACGGGAGGAGUGGUUAUGUGCUACAACCAGCCAUUAUGAGAGACGACAACUUUGAUCCGUUCGAUCGGCAUUCUCUGAGAGGGGUCGAACCAGUCACCCUCCACAUAGAGGUUUUGGGUGCUCGACACUUGCCCAAGCACGGCCGUGGUAUAGUGUGCCCGCUUAUCGAGAUCGAAGUAUGUGGGGCAGAGUAUGACAACAGCAAGCAGAAAACUGACUCUGAAGCGGAUAAUGGUCUGAACCCCACGUGGCCGCGUAAACCUUUCCGCUUCACUGUGUGUAAUCCAGCGUUCGCCUUCCUGCGCUUUGUGGUGUAUGAGAUUGACAUGUUCAGUGACCAGAAUUUCCUCGCUCAAGCCACUUUCCCCAUCAUUGGUCUGAAAACGGGCUACAGGUCUGUCCCUCUGAAGAACAGUUACAAUGAGGAUCUGGAGCUUGCUUCUCUUCUCGUGCACAUGGACAUUGUAAGAGGCAGGCAGCACCUUGAGAAUGGGGAGAUGUUGGGUCCGUUUCAUGCAAGCGGUGCAGUAGGAAUGGCGGGGCAGGUCGGACGGGAUCGUUUAGGGGACUCGGGCUCCGUGUCCUCUACCUCCUCCAUGUCUCCCUUGCCGUCCUCCCCCGGCCAAGCCAUGGGCUACAGAGGCCGUGAGGGCUCCUUUGAGUCACGCUACCAGUCCCCCAUCGAUGACUUCCGGGUGUCCCAGGAGGCCCUGCUGGAACAUGUGGACCCGCAGAACAGAAGGCUGAUGCGCAGGACUAAGGUGGGUGGAGAGAACAGAGUGUAGACGGACAGGCGCGAGGCCAGUUCCAAGGUCCGCCAGUGCUGAUGAUGUCAUGGACUGCUGUGAAACCAGUUUCUAUGGAAACGUCGCCAGCGCUUUGGCCUACAUUUCAGGCAGCUCUCCCUCCACUCUCUCUCUCUCCCCAGAGACUGUGUGAGUGGAAGAGGGAGUGGGUGGAGGGGAAGCCAUCGUACAUGGAAAGUAAAGAGAAACAAACAGCUCAACUGCCAUCAGUAAGAAUGGCCUGAGAGGGAGCAUUUUGUUGUGCAAGACACAAGUGCGGCAGUUUGUAAGGAAAACAAAAAAAAAAAAGGCAGUGGCUAAAGAUGGGGAGAGGGCUGUGUUAUUGGCAUCAGUUUGAAACUGUUUCCAGAUUAAGGGUUCA